AUGCCACUUCAUGGAAAAGAUCCCUUUGAAUUAAAUAAAACUAGAGUAAAAUCUGGUGAAGAAUAUUUCGUUAUUAAAUUCACAAAAGAACAUUUUAAAAGAUAUAAGGAUUAUAUUGAUAGAUAUGAGUUAUAUAGACAAAAGAUUUGGACAUGUUCAAUUACAGGUAAACAAAAUUUAACAUUUGAAGAAGCAUUAUUAAGUGAAAAGAAUGCUUCUGAAAAAGUUUCAAAAGUGUCUGAAUUAUUAUUACCACAUUGUUUAGAAUUUAUUCAAUAUAAGGAAAUUACACUUGAAGAAAUGACAAAUCAAUUAUAUGAAUUUUUAUUGAUGAAUUAUUAUCCAGGUGAAAUUGUAUCUUUUAAAAAAGCAAAUGUUAAAUAUACUGGAAGAAUCAUAGAAUUAUUGGAAAACUAUAAUGAAUCUGAUGAACAAUCAGAUAAUGAACAACAAAAGAAAUCAUCAUCAUCUUCUUCAACAACAACAACAACAACAACACCAACUACACCACCAACAACAACCACCACAACAUCAAGUUCAAUCAAUGCAUUAUCAGCAAUACCAAUACCAAAGAAAGAAAUUAAAUUACAAUUGUAUAGUGAUGAUGAAAAUGAAGAAGAGGAUGAAAAAAACAAUGGUGACACCUCUUCUGAUAAAAAAGGUGAAAAAGAAAAAGAAAAAGAAAAAGAAAAAGAAAAAGAAAAAGAAAAAGAAAAAGAAAAAGAAAAAGAAAAAGAAAAAGAGAAAGAAAAAGAAAAAGAAAAAGAUAGUGAUACUAAAUCAGUUAGAAAAUAUGUUGAUCCAAGAAAGAAAUUAGAUUCAAUUAAAAAAUAUUAUAAAAUUUAUGUUGAUUCUCAAGGUAAAAACUUUAUUAUCAAUAUUAAAGAUAUCCAAAAGAGAGAACCACCAAUCUUUAAACCAAUGGUAAAAGAUACCAUUAAAACUGUAGCAAAAAAAACAAAACAUCUUGGUGGUUUUUGGGAGGUUGAACCAGAAUUAAUUAAAAAGUAUAAUUUAGAGGGUUUGAAAAUACCAUCAUCUGUAAGGAAAGAGGUUGAACAACAUUUAAAAAGAAAAAGAAUUGCAGAUGGAGAAAUACUUGAAGAUACUGAAGAGGAAAGUGUAGAUAUUGAGAGUAAUGAUAACAGUAAUAGUAAUGGUAAUAGUAAUAGUAAUAAUAAUUUAGAUAGUAGUGAUGAAUCAGAAACUGAAAGAAAGAGAAAGAGGCCAAAAUAUCCAAUUGAGGAUCAAGAUGUUGAUCGAGAGAAUGAAGAAACAGGUAAAGAAAAUGAACGUCCAAUUGCAUCUUCAGAUUUCUUUUGUUUAUCAAAUACUUUUGGUGACUUUUUAAUGGUCUGGCAUUUUCUUAAUCAUUUUGAAAAGGUGCUACUCUUAUCACCUUUCCCAUUGGACGAUUUUGAAAUGGCAAUUCAACAUCAUACAGAAACCAAUAUCUUGGUGGAAUCUCAUAUUCGUUUAAUGAAAACCAUCUUCACUUUACCAUCAUAUUCAAGUGGAACACCAAAGAAAACCUUUGGUGGCAAAGCCAUUACCGAUCGUAAUUGGUUAGCAACACUCAGAGCAUACUUUCAAAAUGAAGUUAAAAGAAUUGCAAUCGAAGAAAAAGAGAAACAAGAGAAAUUAAAACAAUUGGAAGAACAAAAUAUUAGAAUGUUAAAUUUAGCAAAUGAAUUACCAGGUUCUGAUGAUGAAGACGAUGAAAUGAAAUUAGAUGAAGAUGGUAAUGAAAUUAAAAAAGAUGUUGAAAUGAAAGAUAAUGAUGGAACUAAAGAUACUAAAAAAGAUGAUGAAGAGAAUGAAGAAGAGGAGGAAGAAGAGGAAGAAGAAGAAGAAGAAGUUGCAUCUGAUGAAGGUGAAGAAGAAUGGAAAGAAGAAAAUGAAAUUAUUACAUCUGCAGAUGCAAAUACAAUUUGUAAAGUUUUAAAGAAAAAGAAUUAUUUUAAACUCUCUGUUGAAGAAAGAAUUUACAUUCUCGCUUAUUUAGUUAAACAAACUAUCGCAUCUGAAAAGAUUCGUAAACAUUUGGAAAAGAAUGUUGAAUUGGGUAAUGAAGUUAAACAAGAGAAAAAAGGUAUCAUCUUAGAGGAAAAACAAUUAAAACAAGAUGAUGCUGCCGCUGCUGCUGAGGAUGAUGAUGAAAAUAAUGAAGAUGAUGAAGAACAACAACAACAAGAAGUUAAAAAACCAAAGGGUGCUAAACAAAAGAAACCAAUUACUCCUGUCGUAGAAAAAGAAAUCGAAAAGCUAGAAAAGAAAUUAGAGAUUUUAGAUGAAAAGUUGGAGAAAUAUUCCACACGUUUAGAAUCACUUGGAAGAGAUAGAAACUAUAGAAACUAUUGGUAUUGGUAUCAAUUGCCAAGUAAAAUUUAUGUUGAAAAUGAAAAUGGUGGUUGGGAAUACUACUCUAGUAAGAAGGAGUUGGAUGACCUCAUCAAGUAUUUGGAUAAUAGAGGUAUUCGUGAAAGAAAGCUUUUAUUCAAUAUUAAACCAAAAUAUGAUUUCAUUGUUAGUCAAUUAGAGAAAAAGAAUAAAGAAAUUAUCGAACAAAUUCAAUUUGAAUCAAAAAGAUCUCAACGUAUUAAACAACUUUAUACUGAAAAAUCCUAUAUAUCUUGGGAAAAUAAAUAUGAUUAUUAA
Dictyostelium discoideum AX4 is the source of this 2658-nucleotide messenger RNA. RefSeq names its product DDT domain-containing protein. Lineage: Eukaryota; Evosea; Eumycetozoa; Dictyosteliales; Dictyosteliaceae. Gene Ontology annotation, cellular component: chromatin; nucleus. The transcript has 3 exons. Bases 1 to 2658 code for a protein of 885 amino acids. The record is from RefSeq and is a predicted model, not a curated record.